Messenger RNA from Betta splendens (Siamese fighting fish), 4532 nucleotides. RefSeq names its product cAMP-specific 3',5'-cyclic phosphodiesterase 4C-like. Lineage: Eukaryota; Metazoa; Chordata; Actinopteri; Anabantiformes; Osphronemidae. Gene Ontology annotation, molecular function: 3',5'-cyclic-AMP phosphodiesterase activity. The transcript is spliced from 18 exons. Gene Ontology annotation, biological process: signal transduction. The record is from RefSeq and is a predicted model, not a curated record. Gene Ontology annotation, cellular component: nucleus; perinuclear region of cytoplasm; cytosol. The coding region runs from base 829 to 3576 and encodes 915 amino acids.
CGGAGGCUGUGGCGGCGGUGGGUGGCUGAGGGAGACCACUGUGGCAGGGGAGAAGGCGAGGAGAGACGAGGAGGGGGGGAAGCUGGUGAAACCGCCAAUAUUCAUGAAGAAGGCGAGUGGGGUGUGUGAGUGUGUGUGUGUGCGUGUGUGUGUGCGUGUGUGUUUUGUUUGUUUUUUCCUCCUUGCACGGUGACACACCGCUAGUCUGCAGAGAGACAGGAGCGGAAGGAGACGAGUGAGCGCAAGAUGAGGCCCAGCCCAUCUUGCCAUUGAUCUUGAGGCGACCAAGGGAGCCCACACCGAGAGGACACGCAGAUGGAUCCCAGCAGGUCGAGGCCGGACCCAGCUGUGCUCAUCACUUCCACCUAUGCAGCGCUUGGACGCAGACGGAAGAACUGAACUUCAGAUUCUCUCCAGAGUUUGGAUUUAGUUUUGAUGGAAAAGCGCUUUCGUGUGGGAUUGGAUUUUUGGAGACAUGGACGAUGCUCCAGGUCGGAUAAAUGCCUCUGAAAGGAUCAUGAUCUCUGGUUGGAAUACUCCCUCUGGUCAAUCGGCACCGGCAACAUAACCUGGAGCCUCAGCGGGAACAUUCAUGCUCCUUCAUUAUUCUUGGCGCCCAGUUUCCACCAUCUGAAGACUGAGGCGUGGACGCGGCUGGAGUGAGGUGGUUGCUGGAGGAGUCAGCGCCAAUGGGGGCCGGCUGUGACCCGGUCUGACCCCGGUUUGACCUUGCAGUGACCUUUGACCUCUCCGGUCCUGGCUCUCCACCUGCUCUGCUGCCUGGGUUCGGGAACGCUCCGCCCUGGGGCCCAGAACGAGCCAAUCAGAAUGAAGAAGAGCCGCAGUGUGCUGUCGGUGACUGGAGAAGAGGGUAACGACACUGAUAUAACAGGUGCUGGGGAGAAGGCGGAGUCGUCGCGCUACAGCCGCUCCUAUACGUCCGGGGCCACGCUGGGGGCGGAGCUACGGAGGGGGCGGAGCAGAAGGCUCUCGUCAAGUCUCCAGGUUCCGUGCUGGCUUCGCCCUCGAGAUCGCACUCGAUCGCCGGAGGUCCUCAGCAACGUGUCCCGUCCAACGACCCUCCCCCUCCGCAUCCCACCGCGCAUCUCCAUCACACAGGCAGAUUCUGACAGCUAUGAAGCAGAGAACGGCGUGUCGCCCGCUCACACCCCUCUGGGCUCCCAGAGUCCCAGCCUCACCCUGCACACGGCCUUCCCCCAGGGCCAGCGGCGGGAGUCCUUCCUCUACCGCUCCGACUCCGACUACGACAUGUCGCCAAAGACCGUCUCGCGUAACUCGUCCCUCGCCAGCGAAGGGCACACAGCAGAGGACUUCAUUGUCACACCUUUUGCUCAAGUUCUGGCCAGUCUGAGGUCGGUGCGGAGCAACUUCACCAUCCUCGCCAACGUCGCCACGCCGACGGUCAAGAGGUCUCCCAUGGGCGGCGUGUGCGUCAGCCCCAGGGCGGCGCUGUCGGAGCAGCAGUACCAGCAGCUGGCCCUGGACACGCUGGAGGAGCUGGACUGGUGCUUGGACCAACUGGAGACCAUCCAGACUCAUCGCUCAGUCAGCGAAAUGGCCUCCAACAAGUUUAAAAGGAUGCUGAACAGAGAGCUGUCCCACCUGUCAGAGAUGAGUCGCUCCGGCAACCAGGUGUCUGAAUACAUCUCCAGCACCUUCCUGGACAAGCAGAACGAGGUCGAGAUCCCGUCUCCCACCCUGAAAGACAAACCCAUGAGUCACAUCAGCGGCGUGCGGAAGCUGUCCCACAGCUCCAGCCUCUCCAGCUCCUCGGUGCCUCGCUUCGGCGUCAACACCGACCACGAGGACGAACUCGCCAAGGAGUUGGAGGAUCUGGACAAGUGGAGUUUCAACAUAUUCAGAGUAGCUGAUUUUGCCAACAGCCGGCCGCUCAGCUGCAUCAUGUACGCCAUCUUCCAGGAGCGAGAGCUGUUGAAGACGUUUCGCAUCCCAGUCGACACCUUUGUCACUUAUGUAAUGACCCUGGAGGACCAUUACCAUGGAAACGUAGCGUAUCACAACAGUCUCCAUGCUGCAGACGUCACGCAGUCCACACACGUCCUCCUCUCCACACCUGCUCUUGACGCCGUCUUCACUGACCUGGAGAUCCUCGCUGCUCUGUUUGCUGCCGCCAUCCACGAUGUGGACCACCCUGGAGUUUCCAAUCAGUUCCUCAUCAACACCAACUCGGAGCUGGCCCUCAUGUACAACGACGAGUCCGUUCUGGAGAACCAUCACCUCGCCGUGGGCUUCAAGCUUCUGCACCAGGAAAACUGUGACAUUUUCCAGAACCUCACAAAGAGGCAGCGCCAGAGCCUGCGCAAGCUCGUCAUCGAUAUGGUGUUGGCCACAGACAUGUCCAAACACAUGACGCUGUUGGCUGAUCUGAAGACAAUGGUAGAGACCAAAAAAGUGACCAGUUCCGGCGUGCUGCUCCUGGACCACUACACCGAGCGAAUACAGGUGCUGAAGAACAUGGUGCACUGUGCAGACCUGAGCAACCCCACGAAGCCGUUACCGCUGUACAGGCAGUGGACGGAGCGGAUCAUGGAGGAAUUCUUCCGACAGGGCGACAAGGAGCGUGAGAGGGGGAUGGAGAUCAGCGCCAUGUGUGACAAACACACCGCAUCUGUGGAGAAGAGUCAGGUGGGUUUUAUCGACUACAUCGUCCACCCACUGUGGGAGACGUGGGCCGACCUGGUUCACCCCGACGCCCAGGAGCUGCUGGACACGCUGGAGGAGAACAGGGAGUGGUACCUGAACACCAUGCCCCAGUCGCCCUCGCCUCCGCCCGACAGACACCUGCAGCACGACCGCUUCCAGUUCGAGAUCACCCUGGAGGAUCUGGAGCACAACAACCACAACCACAUCCACCUGAGGAGCAGCGGCGGAGGACGGAGCGGGAGGAGCGGGCGGACAGCCGCGUGUGACGGCAGCAGUGAGGACAGGACGCAGGAAGGCGAGGUGGAGCAAAACGGCGACGAGCAGAACCACGCCGAAACUGAGAAAGAGGAUGAGGAGAAUCACAACAGUGAACACAACGGGGUCCAAGGAGAAGAGGAGGAGAUGACUGGAGAAAAGGAGGGAGAAGAAGAAGAGGAGGUGCCCACGGUCGCAGGAGAGGAGCCCGAAGAAGACGAAGGAGGGCAGGAAGAUGAGACAGAACAAGAGGAAGGAAAUGAAGCAGCGGAAGACGAGGCGACGACGGAACGGGAUGCUGGAAAUGAGCAAACUCAAGAAAAAGAGGAUGAAGACGAUAAGGAGGGAAAAGGGGAGGAAGAAGAGGAAAAACUGGAAAUAGAUGAGGACGAAGGAGAACUGGGUGGUGAAAAUGCUAUUGAGGAGGAAGAAGACAUUAAACCUGAGGAGGGCGAAGUGGAAGAAAAUGGAGAAGAGGAGGAGCAAGACAUGGAGGAGAACGUAGAGGAGGAGGAGGCUGAACCGGAGGAGAAAGUGGAAGACGAAGAGGGAGAAAGCGACAAUAAGUGUGAAGAAGAGGCGGAACCCGAGGAGCUGGAGGAGGAGGCACCGGUGGAGGAGGAGGAGGAGAGUUAGCUGCGUGUACGAUCACACAUUUCCAGGGUCAUUCAGACGAGCGGCAGCAGCGUGUCCGUGCUCUGCCACAAAACAUGAACCCUCUGCUGAACGUGUGCUCAGAUGUCAUUAAUGUCACAGCUCACAGACAAACAGAAGCGCCGGGCGAGCGCCUCCUGGGAAGAGCCAGACAGAGCAUCGUGAUCCACUGGUAGCGACCGGAGGAGUGAGUCUCUGUACAUCCAUCACUGCCGUAGGGGACAAUAAACACGGGAGGAAUCUGUCUGAUCGACCUUUGUAGCUCCUGACAAUUUAAAAAAAAUCUGAAUACAUGCAAAUAAGUGUGUGCCUGUUCUAAACCCAUGAAUUAUUCUGCAUCGUCUCGCAGUCGCCGUCUGUAGCAUCUCACAGUGACCGUCCACUCCAGAAACACUGAUUAAGGGACGUCGACUUUGUUUGUCAGAAACGUGAAAAAAAGUCUGUCUGGAAAGUGCAGUCUGUCGUCUUCUAUCUACUACACAAACUUUCUGCUUGCGAGCAGGAUGCUGAGCUUCAGCACUGAGCCGUGAUCCGUUCAGCUCCUUCACGUUCACACCCGGACUGGUUCCGUAAUGUGGAAAUCUGACUUCUUGUACAUGUCGGUGUUGGUUCGUGUUAAAAAGAGAAAACAAUAUUCAUCCCAUCUAAAGGGUUGCACCACCUCUUCCAGACUGUGACUCUGAUUCCCAGGUGAAUCGUGCCAAACUGUCCCACGACCAGCACUGAGCAAUUCAGCCUUCCUCCAAAAUGAAGCAAUGAACUGUGGGACGAGGCCAACGGGUGUGAUGGUCUUCCAGAAUCCAGUUUUUCUCAUUUUAUUUUUUUUAGUUUUGUAAAAAUUGUCUUUGGCACUUUAUCUAACUCCCCUGUUACAUAUAUGUACAUAAUAAACAUGUAUUUUAAUCUGCUGAUGUCAUAUAAUAAAUAUGAUCAAUGAA